CGUUUGACCUGUCCCGUAGCCACGCGCUUUCGCUCCGCCACGCGCACUCCUGGGACCGCGCAGGAGUCAAGCGCGAGGCUCUGCACACACGGACACUCAAAGCUGGGACAUGUGAACGUGCUACAGACACGCGCGCGCUGUUUCGACGCAUUACCCAGAUCCCGAAAAGGUCCGUUUUGUGGUUUUGCCAGACCCGCGCGCGUCUCCGGUCAUUGCUGUCUUUAUGUUCCACAAUUUUUUUUUAAAUUUUUUUUUGUCGUUUGGUUUGGUGUCGCGUGGUUUAACGACACCCACCCGACGUUUAAGCGUUUGUUUUACGUGUAAGUCACGGUAGGAGUUUUAAGCCCGCACCACCGGCGAGAGGAACCGAUUGCGGUGUCGGUCGUGGUCAUCCGAGUCGCUUUCUCCACUCGCGAAAGUGCGGCGCAACUUCGUCUGUUCGUCUUCGGAAGAACCGGACCGAUCGCAGAUCUCGACCGAAUCUUCUUGCUUGGGCGGCUGUGAAAUUCGUUUAAGGGAGAUCGGACUACAUGCAAGAGCCGUGACCGUUGCCGUUGGUAGUGGAAAACGUAUGAGCGCUGGACGUACUGGCGCCGGUGCGCACCAGUCCGAGGGAACGCAGUACGGGCAAGGCUGUGACUCGCGUUAAAGCCAAAAGCCGUGCACGGUUCCGCCGAGUUCCGCCGCUUGGAAAGAUGGUUUGCAAUGUUCUCUGCUGUUUCAGCAGUUUUGCCAACUGAGGUCGACAACCGUUAAUACACGUGAAUACUUGUGAAGCGCGUGUGACCUAUGGAACAAAGACUUUGGGACUUUUGGUGUUCAAUUCUGCCUGGUCAACCUCAUCCCCUGCUCUCCCGCAAAGUCUUUGUCUGCGCGCCUUUGCGCGAUCGUCCGUCGGGAGUGAGAUGGGAGCCGCGAGACGGACUGCCGGGGUUCCCAUGGCGCUCGCGGACUGGGCUAACGGCCUGGGAUUUCUCAUCCUGUUCCUCGCGGAGUGCUUAACAGUGGCUGCGGCUAACAUGGAGCCUAUCUACUGGAACUCCCUGAACAGAAGGUUUGGGGAUGAGCGGGGUUACGUCCUCUAUCCUCAGAUCGGAGACCGUUUGGACCUGGUGUGUCCCGGCUCCAGCCCGGCUGGGCCCCGCUCCACCCCUGAGUACGAGUACUACAAGCUGUACCUUGUGGCGAGGCGCGAGGAAGCAGACAGGUGUGAGGUGACGGGCACACCCAGCCUGCUCCUCACCUGUGACAAGCCCAACGCUGACAUGCGCUUCACCAUCAAGUUCCAGGAGUUCUCACCUAACCUCUGGGGUCACGAGUUCAAAAACCUUCACGACUACUACAUCAUAGCUACCUCGGACGGCACAAAGCAGGGGCUGGAUAGCGUGAGAGGAGGAGUGUGUGCAACACGGGGGAUGAAGGUGGUGCUGAAAGUGGGACAGACGGCGUAUGGACUCCCUCCCAAAGCCAGGCCCGGCCCGGGUCACUCCAGCACUUGGACUCCAGGUAAGGGCGGGGACAGCAGCUCCUCCGAGGGCGUGGACGGCACCGGAGCCGCAGACGGGCGGGGCGGCGGCACCGUGCCAGCGUCCAACGUGGCCCUGAUCGCAGGCGGGGCGGGUGGAGCCGCCUUCCUGCUCCUGGUCGCCGCGGUGAUCGGAGCGGUGUGCUACCGGCGGAAGAAGGCCAAGCAGUCGGAGUCGCACCACCCUCCGCUCUCCCUCUCCUCUCUCACGCCCAAACGGGGCGGGGCCACCGGGGGGGUCGUUGCCGCCCCCACGGGGGUCAACAGCGGCGGCGCGGAGCCCAGUGACAUCAUCAUCCCGCUGAGGACUUCAGACUCCACCUACUGCCCACACUACGAGAAAGUGAGCAGCGAAUACGGGCAUCCUGUCUAUAUCGUACAGGAGAUGGCGCCCCAGAGCCCAGCCAACAUCUACUACAAAGUAUGAAGAGGAACUGAAAGACACACACACACACACACACACACACACACACACACUCAGGCUCUCAGUCUCGAUAUACCAUCCAUAUCUGAGAGACUAGGAAGCACAGCUGUAGGGACGUUCCUGCUUCGGUGGAGCUUGGCACUAGACUUCUUCUCUUCCUGAGUGACUCCACCCAGCAGAGACUCCUAACAGAGGUGAUAAGACAUGUCACACACUGGCUGUGUGUGGGUGUGUGUAAAAGACGUUUUCUGAAAAGCUGUGGAGUUUUGUACACACCUACAAUGUAUCUGCAAUAGAGACAGUUAAGCAUUCAGACUGUAUUACUUAUGUUUCUUUCCUAUUGUAGAAAAUGUUUGGGGGGGGGGUGUUUGUGUGUGUGUCUGUGUGUGUGUGUGUGUGCGCGCACGCGCGUGCACAUGCACGCCUUUGUGCAUGUGUUGAAGAUUGAAACUGAAGGAUGUAUUUUAAUUUAAAACCCAAGCAGACAUUUCUCUACAAGAAAGCUAAAAUGGUCAUUUUAAUUGGUAAUUAGACUUAGGCCCUUUGUGUGCUUUUUCCCUGCCCACUUGGUCGUGAUCGCUGUCCUGUUCCCAGGAUUGGUUGUUUGAAGCUAUGGAAGGCCGCACCCCCUGAAUAAGAGGCCACACCCCUGGGUGUGUUCACUUCAGCAGCUGUGAUAGGCCACACCCCCUAGGCGUGUUCACUUGAGCAGUUGCGUAUCUGAGCUUGGCUCCCCCUGGGCUGCCCACGCUUUCCCAUCAUCCCACCGCUCCGCCUUCAUCCUUCACACUGACACUUCUUGCCUGGAGAAAAGGAACUGCAGACUGAGGAAGAGGCCGGCAUGUGAAGAGGAAGGUGGACUACCUCACUAGUAUUGUGGAAGCAAGGGGAGCUGAGGUCAGCUGAGGAGUUAAAAGGUCACAGACAAGCUGUCUCGGCCUUCUGAGCACUACAGGAGACUGAUGUGAACUAUUAAAUUACAGCAUUUUCUGUUCUACACUUACAGUACAUACCAGCACGCACACCCACACACACACACUCGCAGAUUUUUCUUCACAUUCCCACUGUUUCUGUCAGUUGUAUGUUUUCAUACACUCUCCCCAAAGGGAACCCACAGUAUGUGUUUCAAAGCUUUAUAAAUGAUGCUCGCCAGACUGCUGGGAAUGAUCAGCAAAACCAUUCUUCUGUGUGUGUGUGUGUGUGUGUGUGUGUGUGUGUGUGUGUGUGUGCGUGUGAGAGAGAGAGAGCGAGAGAAACACCAAGUAUAAGUACAAAGUGUCAGCAAACUGCCUUCAGUGUAUAUAACUCCUUUCCUGCUAUCUGCUUGGACAUGCCACCUGCUGCUGACAUCAUCACCAUGCGACAGCCCUGCAUGCUGUUUGCAGAAACUUACUUGCAGAGACAUUUAUUCAUGCCACAGCUGUACCAGAGAGAGAUGGUGCAUAAAAGAGAGCUUGGACGAA
Electrophorus electricus (electric eel) is the source of this 3412-nucleotide messenger RNA. It is a transcript of the gene efnb3a, whose product is annotated as ephrin-B3a. Gene Ontology annotation, biological process: ephrin receptor signaling pathway; axon guidance. Gene Ontology annotation, molecular function: ephrin receptor binding. The record is from RefSeq and is a predicted model, not a curated record. NCBI's taxonomy places the organism in Eukaryota, Metazoa, Chordata, Actinopteri, Gymnotiformes, Gymnotidae. Gene Ontology annotation, cellular component: plasma membrane.